This is a messenger RNA of Prunus armeniaca (apricot), 273 nucleotides long. The record is from the annotation of a GenBank genome assembly. Lineage: Eukaryota; Viridiplantae; Streptophyta; Magnoliopsida; Rosales; Rosaceae.
AUGCAUCAUCAGCUGAAGCUCAACAUGAGAAGACAAACUCCCAUUCAUCUUCUCCUUGUUUGGCUCCUGCUUGCAGCUUCUCAAUACCACUACACUAUUAAUGUUCAAGCUAUUGAAACAGUUCAGUUCAAGCACAAUUCUGCACAGCCUGGCUCAGGGUCGGGGUCCGGAACCAGAUAUGUUUUACCUACUUGGGUCAGUGGAAGGAAGAUCCAUAAAACUCCAUCAGGUCCCAACCCAGUAGGGAAUCAUCGCCCACCAUCAAAGCAAUGA